Filobasidium floriforme is the source of this 1765-nucleotide messenger RNA. RefSeq lists its product as uncharacterized. The transcript is spliced from 2 exons. NCBI's taxonomy places the organism in Eukaryota, Fungi, Basidiomycota, Tremellomycetes, Filobasidiales, Filobasidiaceae. The record is from RefSeq and is a predicted model, not a curated record. The coding region runs from base 195 to 1667 and encodes 490 amino acids.
AUUUAUUGCCGACGUCUACCCAGUAGCCAGUUGUGUCCUUUCAGGCUCGAUCCAUCCCUCUUGCUCAUCUGCUAGCCACUUCGAUGACGGUUCUGGCAAACUUGACGACUCACGACUAGGACGCCGCAAGCCCGAGAUAAUCGACGACCCCCUCGCGAUACGCCUUACCACCAUUGAAUCUGGUUCAUACGUUGAUGUCAAUCUUGUUCUCACCUUCCGCUGCACUACCGACAACUCCUCCACCCAACUCGUCUCGUGCUUGUCGGACUUUCCCACUAUCUCCCCUCAACCCGUUUCGGUAUGACCAGCACCAGCAUCAGAACGGACAGCAUCAUGACCUGAAGACCGAAGCCGGGACGAGCAAUACGACCGAGAUGAAUCGGGAUGAUCCGAUGUCCUCUCCUCCAAUCUCUUCUACUUACAGAGGAGAUGGGGGAACGUUCUUCCCACCUCCCUUGGGAUCGUCUUCCCCACCUAUCCCAUCGCCUACUCCAGGAACCUCCUACCACCACCCUCCUUCGUCCCCCUGCUCCGUAUCGACCUCGACAUCCACCCUGAGGCCGAACCACAGCCAAAGCCUAUCCUUCGCCUCUCGAGCAAGAGCUCGUCAACCUCUCCCUCCGAGCCACAGGGCUGCUCCUGAUCCUCACGCUCGAUGGGGUAGCCAGAGGCCUUCUUUAGGGCGGCAUUCGCAGUCGGCGUCUGCAGCGGGCUUUACGUCAUUCGGGGAGAGCGUGGAUGGCAUGACGGAGCGGUCUGUCAAGGGUGCCAUGUGGAGGGACAAGUUUAGGCAACAGUGUUUGGAGGUCCGGGAUCGUGAUUCGAAGAGGGUCGGCGGCAAUGGGCCCAGUACGGCGAAUGGGGUGGAGAAUGGGAGGUCGAGGCAGAGAUCAGGGGCGUCAGCUGGGUCGACAAGGAGGUCGAGGAGGGGAGAUAAGCCGAAGACUUUCGACCCGGCUGCGGAUGAUGACGAGGAUAUGUCAGAGGAUAGCGAAGAACAGGCUGAUAAUGAAGAGAUCUUCCGACUGAUGAUGCAGAAACAAAGACGACAACUGAUGCACCAAGCUCGGUUGCAGUAUGAUCGAGAAGUAGGAGGAUCAGAUCCGGCCGUUCUCGAGAUGGAUAUCAGACAGGCCGAAGCUGAAGCGGAAGCAGAGGCUGAAGCUGCAGCAGCAGCUUCGAUGUCGGGCACGGGAACCGCACCCAACCAGUUCACUUCACCUCGUUCUCGUCCACAACCUGGCCAGCCCAGUGUUCCGGGCACAAUCUGGAGGUACCGCCCAUCGCCCGCUCGGAAUGGGAUACCCAUGUCUACCCCCUUGACGGAACCAACGACGGAUGUGUUUUUCAUGCACACGGGUGGUACGAACGCCAGCGCGAGUACGAGCGGUAUGGGUGACAACACUUCUGGAAACGACUACGGUCGACCGCAGGAGGGAUCUGAACUCGACUCAGGGAGGCAGGUUGAACUGGAUGAAGAAGAGCUGGCGAGGUUGGCUCAGAUGGAGGAAGAAGAGAGGCUCAUGAUCGAUCGCUUCGGGAACGGGUUUCGGGGACCGACACAUCCGCCAUCAGACGGAAUUUUAGAUGGAUUGACGUGGGAGGAUCUGGAGCCGGAUGAUGACGAGUUAGGGUUGGGGGAGGAUGUCGAAAUGUCUACUGGUUGAAGAAGAAAGUAGGGGUUUUAGGAGUUCGUUUUGUCUUGUCUUGCGUGGCUAUACCGCUUACUGUAUCGGCCGGAAUCAUAUCGGGUUGUACCCAUAAU